ACAAUGGGAUUUGUUGUAUCUAAAGGAAACCUCCUCCUCUUCCUCUGUGCCAGCGUCUUCCCUGCCUUGAGCCAUGUGGAGACCCGGGCACACGCAGAGGAGCGUCUCCUGAAGAAGCUCUUCUCUGGGUAUAACAAGUGGUCUCGCCCCGUCGCCAACAUUUCAGACGUGGUCCUCGUCCGCUUCGGCUUGUCCAUUGCCCAGCUCAUCGAUGUUGAUGAGAAAAACCAAAUGAUGACCACGAAUGUGUGGGUGAAGCAGGAGUGGCACGACUACAAGCUACGCUGGGACCCCCAGGAGUACGAAAACGUCACAUCCAUCCGAAUCCCCUCUGAGCUCAUCUGGAGGCCAGAUAUUGUCCUCUACAACAAUGCUGAUGGUGACUUCGCAGUCACUCACCUGACCAAGGCCCACCUCUUCUAUGAUGGGAGAAUUAAAUGGAUGCCUCCUGCUAUCUAUAAAAGCUCCUGCAGCAUCGAUGUUACCUUCUUCCCCUUUGACCAGCAAAACUGCACGAUGAAGUUUGGCUCCUGGACCUAUGACAAAGCCAAGAUAGACUUGGUGAGCAUGCACAGUCAUGUGGACCAGCUGGACUACUGGGAGAGUGGCGAAUGGGUCAUCAUCAACGCUGUGGGCAAUUACAACAGCAAGAAAUAUGAGUGCUGCACAGAGAUCUACCCCGAUAUAACUUACUCCUUCAUUAUCCGGAGGCUGCCACUGUUCUACACCAUCAAUCUGAUCAUCCCCUGCCUGCUGAUCUCCUGCCUGACUGUCCUGGUCUUCUACCUGCCCUCUGAGUGUGGAGAGAAGAUAACCUUGUGCAUCUCUGUGCUGCUGUCCCUCACUGUCUUCCUGCUGCUCAUCACAGAGAUCAUCCCAUCUACCUCCUUGGUCAUCCCUCUGAUUGGGGAGUAUCUUCUCUUCACUAUGAUAUUUGUUACCUUGUCUAUCAUCAUCACUGUCUUUGUGCUCAACGUGCACCAUCGCUCCCCGCGCACCCACACGAUGCCUGACUGGGUGAGGAGGAUCUUCCUUGACAUAGUCCCGCGCCUCCUCUUCAUGAAACGUCCCUCCACAGUGAAAGACAAUUGCAAGAAGCUCAUUGAAUCCAUGCACAAAAUAAGCAACACACCAAGGCUUUGGUCCGAGAUCGACGUGGAUCCCAACUUCACUACCUCAUCUUCUCCCAGCCCCCAGAGUAAUGAGCCAUCACCCACCUCUUCCUUCUGUGCCCAUCUCAAGGAGCCAGCCAAGCCUCAGCCUAUGUGCAAGUCCCCUUCUGGGCAGUACUCUGUGAUGCACCCAGAGCCUGUAGAGGUGACCUGCUCCUCCCCACAACCCUCCUGCCACCCCCUGAGUGACACCCAGACCACGUCCGUCUUGAAAGGCAGAUCACUGAGCGUUCAGCAGAUGUACAGCCCCAAUAAGGCAGAGGAAGGGAGUAUCCGCUGUAGGUCGCGGAGCAUCCAGUAUUGCUACCUGCAGGAGGACUCUUCCCAGACCAACGGCCAAUCCACUGGCUCUCCAGCAUCCCAGCGGUGCCACCUAAAUGAAAAGAAGCCCCAGCACAAGCCCCCUCAGUGCAAGUGUAAAUGCAGAAAGAGCGAGGCAGCUGGCACACCAGCUCAAGGAGGCAAGACUCACGGCACCAAAGAGCAGCACCUCGUGUUGAUGUCCCCUGCCCUGAAGCUGGCAGUGGAAGGGGUUCACUACAUCGCAGACCACCUGCGAGCAGAAGACGCAGAUUUCUCAGUGAAGGAAGACUGGAAGUAUGUUGCAAUGGUCAUUGACAGGAUCUUCCUUUGGAUGUUCAUCAUUGUGUGUUUGCUGGGAACUGUCGGUCUCUUUCUCCCACCGUGGCUGGCAGGAAUGAUCUAAAUAUAACCCCAGAUGGAAGAAAGUGUAUCCCAUUCUAUGGAUUUUAGUUACCUGGAAGGAGAGGAGCAGAGAAAUGGAGGCAGCCCUUUGAAUAAUUCACUGCGUGUCCGCGCUUGAGUUGCUCCAGAGCUCUCUGGGAGGACUUUCCGAGGUCACAUCAUUUUGCCAAGACAUUUUCAUCUCCUCCAUCUAAUUUAGGGGAAAAAUUCUUAUUAAAGUCUGUAUAUAGCAUGGUGGCAUUUAUUGGCAUAUAGUCAGCAAUGUAAGAACACAAGCUUGUUCCCUAAAGCAGCACAUAAAGAGGCUUCACAUCGACAAACCAGCUCCUGGCAAAUUAGCUCCAGUCAUCUUCAGAGGUCUCAGUGUGCCCUGCCCAGUAAUUUUGCCCUAUGAAGCUGAUUCAGGACUGUGUGUCCCUGUAUGAGUCAUUUUAUAAAUAAAGUUCCAGGUUUGGGA
Molecule: messenger RNA, 2334 nt
Organism: Nestor notabilis (Kea)
Lineage: Eukaryota; Metazoa; Chordata; Aves; Psittaciformes; Psittacidae
Gene: CHRNA4
Product: cholinergic receptor, nicotinic, alpha 4 (neuronal)
Exons: 6
Coding region: 4-1878 (624 amino acids)
Biological process (GO): regulation of membrane potential; nervous system process; chemical synaptic transmission
Cellular component (GO): postsynaptic membrane; synapse; neuron projection
Molecular function (GO): transmembrane signaling receptor activity; acetylcholine-gated monoatomic cation-selective channel activity
Source: RefSeq, a predicted model, not a curated record